CUGUUUCGUUAAUGACUCGUGUGGUCUGUGGGCUUGAGAGUAAAAUAGCCAUUUUAAGACACUACGCUGUGCAUUAAGAUCGUGUUAUGGCUAAAAAAGCAUAUGAUUUGCUCUUUAAAUUGUUACUGAUUGGUGAUUCUGGCGUUGGGAAAACUUGUAUAUUAUUUAGAUUCUCUGAUGACGCCUUUAAUACGACUUUCAUAUCCACUAUAGGUAUUGAUUUCAAAAUUAAAACUUUAGAUAUUAAAGGAAAGAAAAUUAAGUUACAAAUUUGGGAUACUGCUGGUCAAGAAAGAUUUUAUACAAUUACUACUUCCUAUUACAGAGGAGCUAUGGGCAUUAUGCUCGUUUAUGACAUUACAAAUCCAAAAAGUUUUGACAAUAUUGCCAAGUGGCUACGAAAUAUUGAUGAGCAUGCCAAUGAAGAUGUAGAAAAAAUGAUUUUAGGUAAUAAAUGUGACAUGGAAGACAAAAGAAUGAUCAGUAAAGAAAGGGGAGAGGCUAUUGCUAGAGAACAUGGCAUACGGUUUUUAGAAACAAGUGCAAAGGCCAAUAUCAAUAUUGAAAGAGCAUUUAGGGAAUUAGCUGAAUCAAUUUUGAAUAAGCAAAUGGCUGGUAAGGAACAAACAGAUUAUCCAGACAAAGUUCGUGUCACAACGCAAGAUAUAAGGGGUAUAAGAAAAUGUUGCUAGGGUAUAUAGUUCACCUGCCUUUCUUCAUCCAUACACCUGCUGUUUGGAAAAUCUGCUUGCAGUACUCCAUACAAAUUAAUACAUUUUGUAUUUGCCUGGCUGGACCUGUUUGCCUUAAAGGCCAUUCAACCUCAAACUGUGCAUUAAUUAGUCUGCCAGGCUCCUGUUGCCGCUAUUGAUUUGAAAGGCACGGGCCCAAAAGCCUGACAUAUGCCAUUAUUCUAUAGGAAAAUGAUAUUCCAUUGUAUGAAAUUUCGUCUCGCCAUUUUGCAAGGGAAAAAGAAAUUACCACAAAACGAAACCGCAAGUUCAUGUGCUUUCCUCGUUGAUAGCAUCGUUUUUUAUACGUUGGAUAUUUUAUCUCCUUAUGUUUGUUUCUAGUUUUUAAACUUUUCCUUUCUCUCAUAUGUGUGGUUCAAUAGUUUUGUAACAUAAAACUUUGUUUUAAUGUUUUGCUCUCAUGUGGAAAGUUACGAAUUUUAUGCAAAAGCGACUUUUAUAUGGUAAUACGGCAAUUUAUUUUAUGUUUACCCUCAAAAAUAUUGCCUGAAAAAAUAAUUUUGCAUCUUUCUACUGCUACAUCCCUGAAACUGCACAGACUUUGUAAAUAGCGAAGAGAUGAUGGUCCAUUAAAAAUGCAGGCAUAUCUGUGGAGUGUAACUAUGAGUUUUGCUGUAUUUGAAAAGCGAAUUUGAAAUCAAAACUUGUUCUGUAUAUUACACAAAAGCUUUAGAGGAAAAAUAAUAUUUUGUGAUUAUUGGUUUGUUAGCCCUCAAAUGUAAAAACAUUUUAUUUCUGCAAAAACAUUAAAAGUAUCCAGUUUAAGUAUGAAAUAUUCUAUGCAUUACCUUAUUUAUAUAGUAUUUUAAUUAUUUUCUUCAGCAGUUAUCUGUUGAAUUGAAAAGUGAUAUUGAUAUACAUUUUGUACUGCAUCCUGCAUGUAUAUGUUUUCAUUGAUUAGUGGCAUUUAUCUUUUGUUGUGUACCUUGCAUAAGGUUCAUACAUACUUUACGAAACUAUUUAUAGGUUUCAAAAUAUUCGAUGGCAUUUAAUGCAAGAGAAAGAAGUACUCCUGAAGAUCUUUAUAAUUCUAGCCAUUUGGCAGGAAAUUUUUUUUUAUCCCGUUCCGUCACUCACUUGAUUUGACUUUAGUACAAUGAAUUAUUAUUAUUAUGUAGAGAGAACUAUUGUAGUAUUAAGCAUUGAAGGAAUACUUCUUUUAACAACUGAAAUCAUGAACUUGUAGAAGAAAGUACCAGCCACAACAUUGAACUAGAAAAGAGCAGUGUGUUUAAUUUGAAUUUAUUUUCCUACGAAGCAAAUAACAAUAAAAUGGAAUUGAGGUUUGAAUUUUGGUUGCUGCUACAUAAAUUCAGAGAACUGCUCACCGAUUCAAGAUUUGUACGAAUCCCGCUUUUUAGAGUACUGUAUAAAGAAAGUUCCUUUGUGUUGCUCAGUCUUCUGCUGUGGAAUUUUUCCAGCGCAUAUUGCAAGAAAAUAAGACUUUUGAGAACUUUUAAAUAUGUAUGAUGCUUGUAUAUAAGAGAAAUGUUUAUUUAAUGUUUAUUCUGCAAAUAUACAUAAACUUGACUGUAUUUUAAAUUUUUAUACAUUUAUUUAAAAAUGUAGAAGCUUAUAUGUAUUGUUACCGGGGUAACUUAGGCUUUUGCGGGUAACGUUGGCGUAACAACCGAAAAAAGAUUGUCUACACUGUGUUAGGCAUUGUAUUUAGACCCUUGUUAAGUGAUUAUCACUAAACAAGGGCACUAUAGGUGGCAGCACUGGCUUGACUUAAUCAUUACGGAGAGUACUGAUUGACAUUUUUUGUUUGUUGGGCCAAUGUUACACAAAAAGGCUAAAGUUGCCCGAGUUGACGGUAUGUGAAAUAAUUUUCAGAUUUCUUUGUUUAUAAAAUUCAUGGUUUGGUUCUAAAAACUUUUUAUGUUGCUUUUUUUCUCUAGCUUAUUCUUUUGCAUAAUAUGAAAGUAAUAUACAACAGAUGUUUUUAAAGUAAGUACCAUUUUGAAAUAAAAAAUAAACAAGUACAGGCAGAGCAAAGAAAUUUAUUGCACAAAAUCUAUGAGCCAUAUGCAAUUUCUCCACAUUGCUCCUGUGAUUUUCCAAGCAUUUGUAAUAGCUUGGUACAGGUUUUUGUAUACCUAUUUGUAGAACGUGGCCGCUUGUGUAGUCAACCAUGGGGUAACAUGUUCUCUGAGCUCAUCAUUGAUAUUGUGCCAUGGACGGCUAAGGAAAGACUCCAGAUGCCAAGACAAAUGAAAGUUGCUGUGAGUGAGGUCGGGGCAAUCCGGAGAAUGUUCAAAAAACGUUCCAGCCAAAGCCCUGUAAGAGUCCUCAUGGUUGACUGCUCAGGUGGCAACUUUCUACAAAUAGGUAUACAAAAACUUGUACCACACUAGGAUAAAUGCUUGUAAAAUCACGGGAGCAAUGUCGAAAAAUAGCAUAAGGGUGGUAGAUUUUUGUGCAAUAAAUUUCUUUGCUCUGCCUGUACUUGUUUUUUUUUUUUUUUUUUUUUCAAACCGGUACUUACUUUAAAAACAUCCCUUGUAUAUGCUAAAAAUUGCUUUCUAAAAUUUAUUUAUCUUUAAAAAAGAAUACCUAGUGAAGAGAAAUUGUUCAUUUCAUUUGUAGUUUAUUACUGCAUUGGUUACAUUAAAGUGUUCUCCUAAUAACUUUACCAGACAUUUUUGAAAGAUUGAUUUUUUUUAAUAACGUUAUUUAUUAUUAUUAUUAUUUUUUUGUAAUUUUAGAAAUGUUGCAUCAGAAUAGAUAUUCUUUGUAGAAAAUAAACUGUCCAUUAAGCUAAGCAAAAUGUGAAUGUGAUCAGGUAAUUCACUUGAGUUAUUAUUUUUUUAAAACUUAGAUCAGAUUGAAAAGCAUUUCAGAAACUUAACGUUGUUUUCUACUAAAAUUAUCCAUGAGCGUUUUCCUGUUCAGUCAUUUGUUUAUUGUUUGAGCAUUUUUUUCCCAAAAUUUGUUCUAAAUUUUCGUUCACUUUUUAUUGCCUAUGUUGUACUUGAUGUGAAGUGUUACAUUGCUCACAAGUUUGUCUUUCAUGUAUUUUGCAAAUUUUGUAGUUUUAUUUAUUUUAAUAGGAAUUUCUUUGGAAUGUGUAAGUGUUUCAAUAGAUCUGCCUUUGUUGGAUUUUUUUUUUUUUUUUAAGUUCUCCAUUGCUUUUUCAAUAUUUUCUUAGCAUGUGUCUAAUAUGUUUCUUUGAAAUCCAAAAUAGGUAAGAUGAGUCAUAAGUCAUUCAGGAAGAGAAAAAAAAAGCAUAUUGAUGACUUAAUUUUAUUUCAAAAUGCUGUGAGUAAUUCGCUGUAUUAGUUGUAGUUUGGUACACUAGCACAAAAUGUUUUCAUUUUUGUUCGGAAUACGCAAAAAAUAUUGUGAUUAUAUGAGAAUCCUCUAUUUCAAUCUGAAAAACAAUUACUAGUAUAUUUUAUUCAGCAUUGGAAAAAAUGAAAACUUUGUGCCAUGUAACUACGUCAAACGAUUAAAUGUUCAUUCACAUUUUUUGCUUAAUAAACUUAAUUUUUU
Uloborus diversus is the source of this 4247-nucleotide messenger RNA. RefSeq names its product ras-related protein Rab-10-like. The coding region runs from base 87 to 692 and encodes 201 amino acids. Gene Ontology annotation, cellular component: recycling endosome; insulin-responsive compartment; Golgi apparatus. Gene Ontology annotation, molecular function: GTPase activity; GTP binding. The record is from RefSeq and is a predicted model, not a curated record. Gene Ontology annotation, biological process: cellular response to insulin stimulus. NCBI's taxonomy places the organism in Eukaryota, Metazoa, Arthropoda, Arachnida, Araneae, Uloboridae. The transcript is spliced from 7 exons.